Apis dorsata (giant honeybee) is the source of this 2048-nucleotide messenger RNA. RefSeq lists its product as uncharacterized. Lineage: Eukaryota; Metazoa; Arthropoda; Insecta; Hymenoptera; Apidae. Gene Ontology annotation, cellular component: sarcolemma; dystrophin-associated glycoprotein complex. The coding region runs from base 778 to 1989 and encodes 403 amino acids. The transcript is spliced from 10 exons. The record is from RefSeq and is a predicted model, not a curated record.
GUGAACACUUUGGUGGGGUCUGGGGAGUUCGAGACGCGUGAAACCCAGAGAGACUUCAGUUGUCACUGCGACACCAGCGGAAUAACAUUGUGUUGUGCAACAUUCCAUGAAGAGUAAAGGUGAAAAAAAAUUAGCCAGUGUUUUCUAAAAUUAUAUAACGAAGUGUAAAUUCCAAUUGAAAUUGUACGAACCGUUUGAUAAAUCUCUCGAGGAUCGAUGAUCUUUGGAAAAAUCAAUCAAUGGCGGAUAUAAUUCUUCAAUAGUAUUAGGUAAAUCUUCUUGAAUUCAAUAAACUUGUAGUCACGGUGACGUGGCUGUGAGCGCCGCAUAAAGGGGCUUAAUGGAGAAAUGACUUAUUUCCAGCCGUAACCCGAACACCAACCCCGGUAUAGACGUUUACGGGGUGAUGGAUAGCAGGCGCACGUGACUGGUCACGUGGAUAGAAGCGAUCAGAGAAAUCGAGGAACGCUGAUCGUGAACGAUUCUCUGCCAGUUUUCCUUCACUUAUGUGGAAGAAGAAUUUGAUGCGUGACUUAUGUCGCAUCAAAGGAGAUUAAGAGAAGUUUCUGUUUGAUUUAUCACACAGAACGGAUUAACCGUUGUGAUUCAUAUAACAAUCGAAUAAGGACGCACGUGUUUUUCCAAGAAGUUGAAGAUUAAUGAUUUUGAAGAUCGAAGUAAUACAUAUAAUUUUUUUCUCGUCAUGAGGAAAAGUUUUGUUACGAGUUGACAAAAACGUUUAGAGCUAUCGAAAGUUCUAAGAAAAGGAAGCGCAGGAUGUCUGACGAGAUGCGCGCGCAGCCCUUAGACACGACGAUAUACGGUGGUAACAUAAUGCAGCCUGACGAGGAGAUUCAGUACGCGCCAAGAAGCCGUCCUGUUAGCUUUUAUGAUAACUUUAAGGUGAACCAUCGUGCUGUGUCACGUGUCAUUGUUUACGACGUGCCAAUGGUGACACCUUGCGUGACUUCCGCACUAAGUGCUGAUAAUUUAAAUCAAAUUCGCGAUAAUGGUAUUAAUUCGUCGAUGGCCACAACCAAUAACAAUAACAAUAAUCGUGUGAAUAGUGCAGUGAGUGCUGGUAACGUGACAAAGAUCCAAAAUCCCAAAGUCACAGGUGCAGUGUCAACAGGGAACAUAGGGAAAAUUUGUCGACUUGAGAAGGAGAAGGAGUUAGGUCGGGCCCCAUCAAUGGCCAAUUGUUUGUCAACCACGGUUCCCGUUAAUCUGGCGGCGUCUCAAAUUGCUGGCCGUCACACGCCCACGAGGAAUUCCCUUAGGCACAGCAGGAUGAUCGUACUCCAUCGAAGCGGCCAUCGACCACAGAAAUUUCUGCCACCGUUAGUUUAUCAUUGGCGGUUGGGAAGAUGUUUGGCAGCGCUACAAACGAUCCUCGGUGUUGCUAUUACUGUUUUAUCAUUAUGGUUGCUGCUUUGGGCACCUCAUUUGCCAAUCACGGAUAAUCCUUAUUGGAGUGGAAUGCCGUUAUUACUUUCGGGUAGUUUUGGUAUUUGCCUGCUGUGUUGUUUCAAGAAGGAAUAUCCUGGUAUGAGCCCUGGAUUCUGUCUCACGUCGACCAAGGUAACUAGCGUAUUUUUAGCUAUUCUAGCAACAGUGACGUGCUCCAUCGCUUGCGUAUUCUCUGCGAUACACCUGGCGCGCUUAAUGGGCCUGGAAUGCAACCCAGCACGCGUAUUGAAUGCUACUUGCGUGUGCAAGCCCCGCGAGAGUGCAUCAAAUUCCACCGAAACGGCAGUUAGAUACAUUGACCUGAACUGUCCCGAAGUUGAGAGUAUCCUGACCAUUCUUCUAAUUUUUUCCUCCACUUGCAACGCUCUUGGAGCCAUAGUAACUGGCUGGUAUACUUAUUUACAUUGGAGCACUAGGAACAAAAGACCAAAAUACAUGCAAGUCAGGACAAAUCCGAUCAGUGGGAACAAUUUCCUGAGCAGUAGGCCAAUAUACAAUCCAAAUUUGAGCGAACGAUGACAAUCUUUAAACGACACUGAUCGCAACGAUAUCUCGUAUCUUCGUUAUUCCUCGUUAAC